AUGCACGACCCCGACUGCCCCUGCUCCUACGAGCUCUACCUCGGGAUAAGCAAGCCAUACGCCCCCCUCGGCCGCCUCUGGGUCCUCGUGCUCGUCGACGCCGCAACCAGAAAGGCAAUCUGGUACUGGUCGAAGCCUGACCCCGAAGAUUCCGAGCCAAGCGGCAGCUCAAUCUGGCCCUUGCCUUGGUCAAAGCCAAACCCUGACGCAAACGUAAACUACAUACGCACGCGCAGCAAGCGCCUUGUAUUCAGGCGCUCGGAGUUCGCAGAUACAUUGCUCCUUGGCACGAUCCAGGCGGAGGAUUACGGUACGUUCCAGGAUAUCUUCUAUGAGCUUGAUCUUACGUGGAAUAAGAAGUUUGUGGCGAUGUUCGUGGCGAAUUUGGCGAGGUUGGGGCUCAUUGAGAAUGGUGUUGCGAGGGAUGUUCUUAUGGCUAGUUGGGUUGGUGGGUAUCAGUGGAGGUUCCUGGAUGUGAAGGUCCCUGCUGAUGAUGAGGCUGGGAGUAACUUGGAGGAUGAAGGAGGGUUUCUUCGGGAUGGAGUGGGAUAA
Messenger RNA from Aspergillus mulundensis, 552 nucleotides. RefSeq lists its product as uncharacterized. The record is from RefSeq and is a predicted model, not a curated record. NCBI's taxonomy places the organism in Eukaryota, Fungi, Ascomycota, Eurotiomycetes, Eurotiales, Aspergillaceae. The coding region runs from base 1 to 552 and encodes 183 amino acids. The transcript has 2 exons.